This is a messenger RNA of Arachis ipaensis, 891 nucleotides long. The record is from RefSeq and is a predicted model, not a curated record. Lineage: Eukaryota; Viridiplantae; Streptophyta; Magnoliopsida; Fabales; Fabaceae.
AUGACGUCUUCGAAGGACAAGGGUAAGAGAGUCCAAGCGAUGGAUAACGGUACCACACAGAACUACAAGAUGAGGUUUCUGAAGCCAGUAAUAAGGCCAUCAAUGUUCAAACUGUCAUUACCUAUAACUCCCGAUGAGCUACCAAACCGUACCCCCUACCUGGACCUGGUUGUGCCUGACGGAAGGAAUAACCCCUGUCGGUGCUUCUGGACGCAACUCCAAAGUGGCAAAAUUGCAUUGACUCGAGGCUGGGAGGAGUUCUAUCAGAUGUACAAAAUCAAUCUGGACUCCAUGCUAUAUUUCACACACAAAGGAAACUCCAAUUUCCAAGUUCGGAUUUUUGAUUUUGGUGGCAUUGAGAAUUCAUACCAACUCUGUGAUCCUGAAGAACCACCAUAUGUAAGGACUGGUAAUUAUGAAAUUGCAAAGUGUAUCAACAUCCCUCCUUCAGCAAGUGCUAGAGCGGUUGCCGCAAAGGUCAAAAGCAAGUGGCCUUUUUUUGUGAUGGACCUAACUGCUCGCAUGAUGUCGUCGCGAUUGUUGCCGAACGUCCCUCAUCUCAGUCACUUCACUGGUCAGAGGCACCCUAUCAUCCUUACACAUGGCCACAUACAGGUCAAAGCUACAUAUACAAGGUAUAGUGGAAAAAGGGAUGGUAGCUUUGGCGUUAUUUCUGGAGGAUGGGAGAACUUUGCUUCAUUGUGCAACUUCGAGCCAGGUGGUGUGGGGGUCUUCGAGGUGAUAUCAAAGGAGCCAGUGACGAUCAUCCAGAUUAAAGGAUACAGAUUGAAUGGGAUGUUGACAAGUGGCGAGGAUGGUGGAUGCAGGGGACAUGCUUGGCAGAGCUCUGCAAGCUUGCCUGCCAAUUUUGUUGAUGGGGGAGCCGGCUGA